CUCAACUAAAUUCAUUCAAUAUUUAAGUCAAUAUUGUUAUUUUUACCUUCUUAAUCGCAACAGCGUCUCAAUAGUUUACUAAACUAAGUAACAUUCAUAUCAGUUGCUGAAGCAAGGACGUAUUACAUGAGCUAUUUUUUCUUGGUCUUAAGGUGAAUCUGGAAAGAUGACUGAUAAACGUAGUAAAGUAGAUUUGAGUGGUCAAUCUGGAAUUGAUUUUUCAAAAUUGUUUUAUGAAACAAUGGAUAAAAAACGACAUCUGGUAUCUAACUUGUAUUUGGACACGGCUACGCUUGUUUGGAAUGGAAAUCCUUAUGUGGGAAAGGAAAAUAUUAACAAAUUUUAUGAAACACUUCCAGUAAGUUCUACUGAUAUCAGAUCAGUAGAUGCUCAGCCAAUACUAGAUGAAUAUGUCCAAGGCCAAACUACUGUACUAGUUUCUGUGUCUGGUAUUGUAAAAUUCACUGGCAGGUCAUCAACUUUGUAUUCUGAAUCUUUCCUCCUCACUGCACAGCAAGGCUCAUCUGGAAAUGUGUGGAAAAUUGUUUCAGAUUGCUUCAGAUUUCAUGAAACUCUCAGCUAGAACUUACAUUUUUAUUGUAUUCAUACUUUGUAAAUAUGUGAAUAAAAACUUUUAAAUUUCUAAAA
Argiope bruennichi is the source of this 648-nucleotide messenger RNA. RefSeq names its product NTF2-related export protein 2-like (gene Nxt1). The transcript has 4 exons. Gene Ontology annotation, biological process: protein import into nucleus. NCBI's taxonomy places the organism in Eukaryota, Metazoa, Arthropoda, Arachnida, Araneae, Araneidae. Bases 167 to 583 code for a protein of 138 amino acids. The record is from RefSeq and is a predicted model, not a curated record. Gene Ontology annotation, cellular component: nuclear pore central transport channel.